AUGGUAUGAUCAUCCCACACUUUGUGCCCUAUUAUUUUCGUUAUGAGGGUUUUUUCUUUACCGUCUGGGAAAGUUUGGUGCCGAGUCCACGGAGUGUUCUUACGGUUACUGUAUUUUUUUACCUGAAAAUUUUGGUCUUGCGUUAUCUACCUUUUAAUCUCUGCAAUACUUAUUUUUUUUGGUCUCUCUCGCUCGUUUCUGAAUCAUUCUUCUUGUGCAUGUGAAGUUAAAUGCAUGCUCGGCUGUAGAGGAGGGCAAACCAAUUUUUUCGUGCAAUAGUUGGUUUAAAUACCCGACCAGGUGUUAUGCCAAGCAUCCAUUUUGUGUCUGCUUUUUCUCGAUUCCACCUGCAUUGUUCCAAUGGGGCUUGCAGUUAAUAACCAUGUUUUCGGUAGAUGUAUGCGAGGAGGCGUAUUUUCAGACUGUCAAUUCCGGCCGUGGAGUUUCAAUGAGUCGUGGGAUUUGAAGUGUUGUUAGUUUUUAUUACUUUAGAAAGUUGCGCCUUAGUUUUCUGGGAUGAUCUCGCAGCCGAAGCAGAUACACGAGAUCAAGGAUUUCCUGCUCACUGCGAGGAGGAAAGAUGCGCGCUCUGUGAAGAUCAAGAGGAGCAAGGAUGUCGUGAAGUUCAAGGUUCGAUGCUCCAAAUAUCUGUACACACUCUGCGUGUUUGAUUCGGAGAAGGCUGAUAAGCUAAAGCAGUCUCUUCCACCUGGUAAGCUGGAACCUGCUCUCCCUCAUAUUUUCCCUGGUAAAAUGUUAAGCUGGAAAAUCUGUCAGCAGUUUCGAGAAUAUUUCAUCCCGAUUGAUGUUCAUGGUCUCAGAUGCUAGUGUCUAAAUUGGAAGUUGAGAAAAUAGAUCGAAAAUAGAUGAACUCUUUGGUUGUUUGUUUGCUAAUGUAAAUAAUGUGUGGUGUUAUUAUCCGUCUAAGUUUGGGGCAGCCUAUCACAUUUUUGUAAAAGAAAGUUUUCAUUGGGCCAUUACGUUAAAAAAAGGGUAUUGGGUCAGGCUGGAUUCUGAUUGGCCAGUGUCUGUGUUUAAUUACCCAGAGGUUUUUGAGAAUAUUCGUUCCAUGAGCAAACCCAGGACGGAUGGUUAAGGAAGGGGUCAGCAUUGAGAAAUUGCAUUCAUAUGGAGUAUUCUGGGUUGCUGUGGGCGUUUAAAUUGGGUUUUUCGUUUCAUCACUGUUGGUUAACAUGAAUUUGGGAUGAAAAUUUGCUAGUUCAUCACUGUAGACGACAAGGUAAAGACGUGAUCUAGAAGAUGAACCCUUGUAAGAUGUAUCAAAUCGAAAUUUUCUUGCCAAAGAUUUCCAAUUGCCUUUGGGGGGAAAGUUCCCUCAUAUCAUUGAGUAGCACUUUCACAGAGCUGAAAGGUUAGGGGAAUUAGAGUCUCAUGGAAGGGAAUGACUCGACGAGCGUAUCGUUUAGAAUGGAUGAUGAUGGGAAAUGGAAAUCAGGAGAGAAGUUUUGACAACUUUGGGAAAUGAUGGACAGACCUUCUUGUCUUCUGGGUGUACCUCAUUGUCAAUGGAUUUUCCCCUGUUCCACAGGAUACUAGAAAAAUAGUGCACUGGCUUAGUGCAAGCUGCAAUGGGACGUUGUCGCUGACGAUUUUCAGCACUUGUUUUCGCUUCUAAUCAUUCUUUAUAACAUAGUUUCGCAUUUGUCAUAUGAGGGUUCAUCCGUCUAAUUUUUAUCAACAAUUGUGCUGUGUUCGUUCUGUUCUAUAGUUAUGUUUCUUUCUUUUUUUUCCUAUCAGGCUUGAGUGUUCAGGAGGUGUGA
Molecule: messenger RNA, 1781 nt
Organism: Spirodela intermedia
Lineage: Eukaryota; Viridiplantae; Streptophyta; Magnoliopsida; Alismatales; Araceae
Source: the annotation of a GenBank genome assembly